Messenger RNA from Aaosphaeria arxii CBS 175.79, 2014 nucleotides. RefSeq names its product endoplasmic reticulum-golgi intermediate compartment protein 3. Gene Ontology annotation, biological process: retrograde vesicle-mediated transport, Golgi to endoplasmic reticulum; endoplasmic reticulum to Golgi vesicle-mediated transport. The record is from RefSeq and is a predicted model, not a curated record. Gene Ontology annotation, cellular component: endoplasmic reticulum membrane; COPII-coated ER to Golgi transport vesicle; endoplasmic reticulum. Bases 310 to 1620 code for a protein of 436 amino acids. The transcript has 3 exons. NCBI's taxonomy places the organism in Eukaryota, Fungi, Ascomycota, Dothideomycetes, Pleosporales.
CUCUAUUCAUUCAGCCGAACUCGCCAGCGCGCGACGUCAAUCAAUUCAAACUUCUUUUCUCCUCUGUGUAAUGGUCCAGUUUCCUUAAGCACUGGUCGUGCUGUUCUCGUUCUUUUUAUCCUUCAACAACCUCUCUGCGCGCAAUUGCAACUGAAACGUUCAAUUGGCCUUCGGUGGUCUAGGUCUUCCCCGGCGGUUUCCACCAGCAUCCUGCGCAACGUCUCAGACCUCCCUCAGCAACAAUCCUUAUUCCUUCUUCUAGCAUAAAAUAGCAAUCGAAUUCAGGUCUACCGCACCCCUACACUCACAAUGCCCGCGAAGUCGCGAUUCACAAGGCUUGAUGCCUUCACCAAAACCGUGGAAGACGCGCGGGUUCGAACGACGAGCGGAGGCAUUGUGACGAUAACGAGUUUGAUUAUUAUUUUAUGGCUGGCAUGGGGAGAGUGGGCGGAUUACAGGAGAGUCACUGUGUCGCCGGAGCUUAUCGUGGAUAAAGGUCGAGGAGAGAAGAUGGAGAUAUCGAUGAACAUCACCUUCCCGCGGGUGCCUUGCGAGCUUCUCACCCUCGAUGUUAUGGAUGUCUCUGGAGACCUACAGAUGGGCGUGAACCAUGGAAUCAACAAAGUGAGGCUCUCGCCGGAAAGCGAGGGAAGCAGGGUCAUUGAGACCAAGGCUUUGGAUCUACACAAGGACGAGGCUGCACAUUUGGACCCAGGAUACUGCGGUGAAUGCUAUGGCGCACCUCCCCCCAACGCUGCGAGCAAGCCCGGAUGCUGCAACACCUGUGACGAAGUGCGCGACGCCUACGCCUCGGUCUCGUGGUCCUUCGGUCGCGGCGAAGGCGUGGAGCAGUGCGAACGUGAACACUAUGCCGAGCAUCUCGACGCUCAGCGUAAGGAAGGGUGCCGUCUCGAGGGCGGUAUCCGUGUAAAUAAGGUCAUUGGAAACUUCCACAUUGCACCAGGAAAGUCCUUCUCCAACGGAAAUCUGCAUGUCCACGACUUGGAGAACUACUUCAAGGACGAAACCCAUACUUUCACCCACAAGAUCCAUCAUUUGCGAUUUGGCCCCCAGCUUUCUGAUGCUGUCAUCCAAAACAUGCAGAAGAACCAUGCUGCGACUGGACCUGGUGGAUGGACUAACCACCAUAUCAACCCGCUCGAUGAUACCGAGCAGCACACCGAAGAGAAGGCAUACAACUUCAUGUACUUCGUCAAGGUCGUCUCCACAGCAUACCUUCCCCUUGGAUGGGAGAAGGAAGCCCCCCGCCCCUCAAAGCACGACGAUAUCCUCGGUGGUACUAUUGAAGGCAGCUACAAAGGCAGCAUUGAAACCCACCAGUACUCUGUUACAAGCCACAAGCGAAGCCUCGGUGGCGGAUCCGAUGAGGAUGCCAACCACAAGGAGCGUCUCCACGCUCGUGGCGGCAUUCCCGGUGUCUUCUUCUCAUACGACAUCUCCCCUAUGAAGGUCAUCAACCGCGAGGUCCGCGCCAAGACCUUCUCCGGCUUCCUCGUCGGCCUCUGCGCCGUCAUCGGUGGAACGCUCACAGUCGCUGCCGCCGUAGACCGCGCGGUCUACGAGGGUGCAAACAAGAUCAAGAAGAUGCACUCUAACUAAACCCCCACAUCUUCCUGAACGAAUCAAACUCAUCAUCUACAUAUGCACGUUUGUCGUAUUCACCUGCAUGGAAUAGUCCAUUGUCCCAAUUAUUUGUUUUUUGGUUUCCACAAGAGACUGCACGGCGUUAUCAGGUGCAAUGAUCAUUUCCAUUGGGGGAAUCAAAUUUUUGCAAAUCUAUAUUACUCUACUGGGAAAAGGGGGGAGGCAUGAGGUCGAGCGAGCGUUGGGUGUUGUUGGAGGAACGAAGGAGAUGUGUAUCAAACGAGUACAUUAUUGAAGAGCACGGCAAACAGAGCUAAGGAACGAAGACCAGGUGUCGUAGACAUUUACGAACGCCAACAACCAUUAGAGGUUCAUGAAAAAUAUCAAUCACAAAAAAACGUGCAUGCAG